This is a messenger RNA of Vespa mandarinia (Asian giant hornet), 6925 nucleotides long. RefSeq names its product diacylglycerol kinase theta. Gene Ontology annotation, biological process: phospholipase C-activating G protein-coupled receptor signaling pathway. Gene Ontology annotation, cellular component: membrane. The record is from RefSeq and is a predicted model, not a curated record. Gene Ontology annotation, molecular function: ATP-dependent diacylglycerol kinase activity; RNA binding. Lineage: Eukaryota; Metazoa; Arthropoda; Insecta; Hymenoptera; Vespidae.
CAGGAGGCGGAGGCGGAGGCGGAGGAGGAGGAGAAGGUGAAGGAAAACCGAUAAAACGAGUGGUGUACACCGGUGGUGAGACGAGAGCGAGGCCGCGAUCCAGGUCGCGGGUGAGUCCCGCGAACGAGAUCGCAGGAGAAAAAGGACGACGACGACGACGACGACGACGACGACGACGACGACGACGACGACGACGACGACGACGACGACGACGACGACAACGACGACGAUAAGGGACAAAAGAAAAGGAGGGUGAAAGGGGGAACAAUAGGAAAGGGAACGAAAGGAUAAAGAUACGGAAGAAAGUGGUGAUGAUAAGAUCGACGUCGAUUUUCGACCGGUGGUGCCGUAGGACGUACGAGUCGAGCGUCACGGCGGAAAGGGCGGCAAGGAAGGCCGACGAGGUAAAGAGAGCCGCGAAGGUGGAGCUCCAGAGCAAGAGGCGUUCCUAUUAUCAGUGGUGUCGUCGAUCGGUCGUCGAGCGACGAGGUGGUUUGGGAAAUAAUGCGCGUUAGAGACGUGACAGCGAGAAAAAGGACGUGGACGACGCCGACGCUGAGGACGAUCAAGACGAACGAAAAGUGUGCAAUCCAGACGACUGCGGCGAAGACGACGACGACGACGACGACGACGACGACGGCGGCGACGACGGCGGCGACGAGGACGACGACGACGACGACGACGACAACGGCAAGGACGGCUACGGCUACGACAACGGCGAUACGAAGACGAAGAAGACGCACGACGAUCGCGAACAUCGACGACGACGAAGUCGCGAGAAGAGAGCAACAGCAGCCGAGCAAUCAGCCGCGACGGCAUUUGAUCCAACGCAAUUAUGUACGCGUACGGUUUCGAGAUCACGUAGUACUUGGCGUGUAAUUAUGUUGUUGUUGUUGUCGUCGUCGUCUUUGCACGGCGCGCCCUGUGUAGCUUCACGGUGAAAAUCUGGCGUGAGAGUUGCCGCGGUGGAACGGGGAACAUGGCGUCGGUCUCGGCCGAAACUCGAGCCAUCCAUGGGCACAGUUUCAGUAAGAAGACGUUUCACAAACCGACGUACUGCCACAACUGCACGGACAUGCUCUGGGGCCUCAUUCAGCAGGGGUACAUCUGCGAAGUUUGCAACUUCGUGGUGCACGACCGCUGUCUCAAGGCCGUCGUGUCUCCCUGCUCCAGCAUCGCGGCAGGCCUGAUUAAGAACCCGGUCGCACACUGUUGGUCCGAACAGGUACAUCGGAAAAGAAAAUUCUGCAACGUCUGUCGGAAACGAUUGGAUGAUAAUCUAUCCAUACAUUGCCAAAUAUGCGAGUAUUUCGUGCACACGGAAUGUCAGGACUUUUCUGUGGCAGACUGCAAAGAAAAUGCAACUUAUUUGCCUGGAAAGGAUUUGGCUGCUGUAAAACAUACGCAUCAUUGGCGAGAAGGAAAUCUUCCGAGCAAUUCCAAAUGUGCCGUAUGCAAGAAAAGUUGCUUCUCUGCCGAGUGCCUUUCUGGGUUUCGUUGCGAAUGGUGCGGCGUAACGUCUCACGCAUUCUGCUACAAAAGCAUUCCCUCCGAAUGUACGUUUGGGAAUUUGGAAUCAAUUUAUCUACCGCCUCAUGCCGUCAGUAUUCCACGUACCGAGGUACCAAUGGAAGCUAUUAUCGGAGUAGAAGUGCGUCGUAAAGAAGUCCUGGCGCGUGAGUAUUCCUGCCAUAACAUCGGAGAGCAAUUCGAUUUCGCUGAGAGUGAACAAAUUGGGGCUGCAGGCCGCCUAGCAGAAGCUUUGAGGCGCCUUUCACUAGUUUUGCCACGUAGCUGCCAUGGAAAUUGUCAUGCUUCCCCUCCUUAUGUUCGAGCAAGAAGCAUAUCGGAAGAAUUUAGCAGUGGUGAUGCCAAGUAUCGCGAUAACGACGAACCUGUGCAAGGUCCGCAUGGCCGUGAUCCACGAUAUACUAAAGAUAAGGAAGAUAAAGAGAGAGGCGACGAAGAGAUGAUAAAGGUGUGCGAUGGUAAUAACUCUUUGAGGCGUCGAUUAUUUCGAGUAAUCACGAUACCUAGACAAGCUACCACGGAACAAGUUUUAACAUCCGCACUUCGUGCAUUUCAUAUCACGAAAGAUUCUAGCAAUUUUUACUUAACCGACUUGUACGCCGCCGAAGAAACUGAAUUGUGCGAUCCGACACCAGUUCUAAACUUGAAUCGUAAAGAAGGCAAACGUCCGGCAGUCUUCUUGCGAUUUAAGGAUAAUGAAAGCGGAGAAGUGCGAGUCUAUCCUGGAAAGUUACAAAUAUCGGAGUCGUUUUGCAUCGUACCCGUAACGGAAACAACGACGGUAACAGAUUUAAUCCAGGAAUCCCUUCAAAGGUUUAAUUUAAAAAGUGCGAAUUCUGAAGAUUACAGAUGUAGAAAAAUUCUCCUGAAUCGCGACGUAUCCGGCCGUGUUUUAUCGCCAGAGGAAAAGCCAUGGGAUAUAGUUAAACAGCUCGGUAAAGAUUCCAUUAGGCAAAUGGAAUUGAUGCGUUUUUAUUUACAAUUAAAACAAGAUCCCCACGGUCCCAAUCUGGCUCUAUUCGUGGGUAACUUGCCACCGAAUCUUUCGGAACGAAUUUAUGAAAAUAUGUUGACCGAGUUUUUAGGAAAAGAAAACAAAUUCUCAUCCAUUGGCCCAAUUUACUACGAAUACGGUUCGAUGGUAAUUAUAUACGAAGAUUCGAAUAAAGCGGUUAAAGCGUUGUACACUUUGCGCGAAUCGAAAUACGAAGACAAACAUCUUCUGGUUAUGUUAUUGCCAAGUAUCGAACCGAGUAUGGUACCAUCAGGUGUUCAACCCUUGCUUGUAUUUGUGAAUGUCAAAUCUGGUGGUUGCCAAGGGCUACAGUUGAUAUCUAGCUUUCGUAAACUCUUAAAUCCCUUUCAAGUGUUUGAUCUGGAUAAUGGCGGGCCACUACCUGGGCUUUACGUUUUUCGUCACAUUAAGCACUACAGAAUUUUAGUCUGCGGCGGAGAUGGUACGAUAGGAUGGGUCUUGCAAUGUUUGGACAACGUCGGCCAAGACAGCGAAUGUUCUUCGCCCGCCUGCGCUAUCGUACCGUUAGGAACGGGAAAUGAUUUGGCGAGAGUAUUAUGCUGGGGAUCCGGAUAUACUGGCGACGAGGAUCCAUUGAAUUUAUUGCGAGAUGUUAUCGAUGCCGAAGAAAUUAUAUUGGACAGAUGGACGGUUGUUUUUCAUCCAGAAGAAAAAGAUGACAAGUGCCAAAUGAGCACCAAUGCCGCAGUAGGCGCAAGCUCGACCAGCGAGGACAAUACGCAAAUAUUUGUGAUGAAUAAUUAUUUCGGUCUUGGGAUCGAUGCGGACUUGUGCUUAGACUUUCACAAUGCAAGAGAGGAGAAUCCUAACAAGUUCAAUAGCAGAAUACGAAAUAAGGGUGUAUACGUGAAAAUGGGUUUACGUAAGAUGGUCGGACGUAAGCCGUGCAAAGACUUGCACACUCAGAUUCGAUUGGAGGUGGACGGCAAAUUGGUGGACUUGCCGCAAGUCGAAGGAAUAAUUAUUCUCAAUAUUUUAAGUUGGGGCUCUGGUGCGAAUCCUUGGGGACCAGAUAAGGAAGAUCAGUUUAAUAAACCAAAUCAUUGGGAUGGUAUGUUGGAAGUCGUAGGAGUUACAGGUGUCAUGCAUCUAGGACAAAUUCAGUCUGGUCUCCGUGGAGCAAUGAGGAUAGCGCAGGGUGGGCAUAUAAAAAUACGUUUGCAGUCUGAUAUACCAGUACAAGUAGAUGGCGAACCGUGGGUCCAGAGUCCGGGAGAAAUUGUAGUUCUAAAAUCUGCAUUAAAGUCUCCAUAAAGAGGCAUUACCUGACUGCCGAUGUCCGUCAGCGCAUGCAUUCCUCCCCUAAUCGCACUCUACUAAUUAUUCCUUGUUCCUUUGUUCACUUCAGGCUACCAUGUUGAAGAAAAAUAAGAUCAAGCGUCGGAAUACCGAACCGUCGAUCCUACCUGCUAAUGGGGAGGGGGGCAAGAGCACGGACGAGUAAACCAACCAUACUGCAGCUUGCCACUAGUCAGUCAUUAUAAAUCGUUCUUUUAAGAGAGAGGUGUGCGAUCCUCGCCUAGACUCCUCGAUGUGCUAAAGAAAUAGCACAUGGGAACGGGGAGUUUCGGUGCGAUCUCACCCCCCCCGUAAAAAUAAAUAGGCCUCCUAUGUAUGAAUUGUUCCGAUCGACUCCCGAAAGAAACGCAUGCGUUUACCUCGAUGUAUAUAUAUAUCACCACCGUGUCGAUACCCUUGGCCCAAUUGCAGCUGGAUGCUUCUCGUAAUAUAUAUAUAUAUAUAUGGAUUAGUCACGCAUCUCUUUUAUUAGAUAGACGUUCUUAGCUUUUAUGGAAUAAUGUUUCUUUUUCUUUCUCUUUCUCUUUCGUUUCUUUCGUUUUUUUUUUCUUUCCUUCUUUCUUUCCUUCUUUCUUUCUUUCUUUCUUCGUUCAUUUAUCUGUCUUCUUAUUACUUCUUAUUACUAUAUAUGUAUCAUUUUCGUAUCAUCUUUUUUUCCUGAGUUCUGACAUCUAUAUUUCUCACUUCGUCAUUACCAUUAACUUUCUAUCGAUUACUCCUUUGUGCGUUCCCCUGAUCCUGUCCCUUCCUAGGCAACGAUGCUGAAGAAGAGCAAGGGUAAAAUGAAGCGGCGUAAUACAGAAUCCAGCAUGCAGCUCGCACUACAGGCUGCGCCCUCGAACGAUCCGGAUUCUGAAAUCUUCUGAGUGAACAAAUCGUACUGUGCGAAGAUGGUCAAUGUCGUUGUCACGCAGGAGCACGUAGUCACGCACGAAAAUCAUUCGAUUAUACGAUGAUAACGUAUAACGUGCGUAAGCGGCCUCGAAAUCGUCACCGUAACGAUUUUACUGUUGCGAACAUAAAUAACUUCGAUAACUACAACGCAGUUACUUCAACAGGUGGAAGUAGAUAAGAUUUUCAAAUAAAAACUCAUGAUAAGAUUCAUUGAAAAAAAAAAGAAAAAACAAAAAAAAACAAAAAAAAAACAAAAAAAAGACAAAAAAAGAAAGCUCAGUGAUAUCUUUAAUGUCCGUUCACAUGUUGCUAGGAUGAAACUAGAUCUCAUUAAUGAAUGUUAAUAAUCAUAGCACUGUAUGUAGCUUGUCAAUCAAUAUUUUUUUAGUCAAAUUAUAAUAGAAAGUAACACACGAUAAUGUUACCUCCACGAACUUUUAAAAGCAGUAUUGAAGAUCGUAAGAUAUUUGCUUCUAAUGUUCAAUUUAUGUUUAUAUAGCUUGUAGAUUGGACACACAAAUGUAAUGUAUAUUACUUUAGUAUGGUACUUUACCAAUCUGUGGCAGUAUGAAUCGAGUAUUGCGAUAUAAGACGCAAAAAAGGCAUAGAGAUAGUGAGAGUGAGAGUGAGAGUGAGAGUGAGAGAGCGAGAGCGAGAGCGAGAGAGAGAGAGAGAGAGAGAGAGAUCAGUUGUUAUUAAUAUGUUAUAUAUACAUAUACAUAUAUAUAUAUAUAUAUAAAAUAUUAAUAUAUUUACAUAAUAUCGUAUUAGUAUUACGAUCUAAGUUGUGAUAAUUACAAUCUGACCGCUGGGCAGUCUGGAAUUCACAAACCAGGUGCGGUUAGAAAUUUCCUAGAAAUAAUUCAUAAGAGAGUUAAUGUAACAACUUUCAAGUAGCGUCGCUCUAAGGCAAAGCACUUUGCCAAUUCGUCUUUGACUUGUGUAAAAGAGCAGCGCCAUGGGCUAUGAAUUGGACAAGUAAAUAAAAAAAAAUGAAUAAAUAAAAAAAGAAACAAAAACAUUAAGGAGGUGGCUUAAUAACGUUCUAAAUUUGGCUCUGAUAAAUCCAAAUAUUCCAAUUUAUCGGAGCCAUCGGUGGAUCGAACAUUCCACUUUAUUGUAGUCAAAGCAGAAAGAAAGAAAGAGCGAGCGAGCAAGCGAGCGAGAGAGAGCGAGAGAGAGAGAGAGAGAGAGAGAGAGGAAGGGAGAAUACGUGUUGUACAUUUAAAAAAAGCCAGUGUAUAAGAAAAAUUAUAUAACGAUGAACAAAGUUGAAUGAUAAUAACGACGAAAUGGCCCUCUUCUCACGUGACAUAAAAAGCACGCCUUUUAAACAUCGAGUAGCAAUGCCCGAUGAACGACGAUGGACUCUAUUCAAUGGCAUUGUUGAUUAUGUAAAGAGAAAAGAAUGGGAGAAAGUGUGUGUGUGUGUGCGCGUGUGUGGUGCGUGCGUGCAUGUGUGCGUGCCUGUGCGAACGAGAAUGGGUUUUGGGAGUGACAAAAAUGCGGUGCCAAACAGUUGUAAAUAAUAUUAUAUAUGUAGGAGAUAAGAUGGAACUAGUCGUGGUGGCAUCUAAUGCAGCGCAAGAAAUGGAUGCAGUGCGACGUGUGUUGCCGAUAUUAAUCCUAAAGAAGAGAAAUGUAAUCUGCGACGCGAUGCUUGAACGAAGGAAAAACAAAUGAGAGUGUGAGAGAGAGAGAGAGAGAGAGAGAGAGAGAGUCGGCUUCUUUGACAAUUUAUUGUUAGGCAAAAUGAUCAAAGAAGAGCGUGCGUAACGUAUCGUUCAUCUUGCGCUUAUAGGUCGCGCUCUACGUAAUCGAUCGGUCGAUUUUCAAAGAAAAACCUUUAGCACCGUCUCGUUUUCGAUAAAAAUCUUCGGAAUACGUUGCAUCUCAUCGAAAGGACUUUUUCCAAAUUUUUCGUUUUAUUAAACGGACCCGCUAAACUUCACCAAGGAGACUCUCAUUCCCGGAUAAUUGACAAGUCUCCUUUCUUAAUCUCGAUCUACCAAUGAUGAUUAUGGGGCUCAUUAUUUCACGCUGAUAUCCGGUAUUACGGCGUGAAUGAUACAUCUGCGGUAGACCGAAGAUUAUAUUUAUCCCUGUGACCAAAUUAUAUAGUAUAUUUGCUGUUGCUACGAAGUAUAGAAAAGAAGAAAAAAAAAA